AUGAGGGCCACUGUUGUGGAGCUGAUGGCGCUGCUAGGCCAGGGAGCCCUGCUCCUGCACUGCCCUGAUACGGCCCCUGUCCUUCCCCUGGCCUGCGCUCGCUCCGAGGCCCCUGGUAGGAUCAUCCAGGAUUACCAGCAAAGCGAAGCAGCUGCUCAGCAGGGCCGUUCCCAGUCACCGCUCGCGCUGAAACGCCGCGUGGCAGGGAGCGCUGAACUGCGGGGCUGCACCCUCACCCCGACCGGCUCACGUACCUCCCAGGGUGCAGAGUCAUUGGUUCGGGCCAGAGUUGGGGGUGCAGCGGAGCUCGGGUGCAGCCUCACCCCACCCUCGUCAGGCGCCACCACGCCACGACUCUUCCCCCUACACGUGGUGGAAUGGGUGCGCCUGGGAUACAACGUUCCCAUCCUCAUCAAAUUCGGAGUGUACUCCCCUCGUGUGCAUCCUAGCUACAGGGGCAGGGUAUCCCUGACUCAAGGCGCCUCUCUGCUGGUGGAGGGGCUACGCCUGGAUGAUGAGGGCUGGUUUGAGUGCCGCAUCCUGCUGUUGGACAGAGCCACAGAUGAGUUCCGCAAUGGCACCUGGACCUUCCUCUCUAUCACAGCACCACCUGUGUUUUUCAAAACUCCGCCCCCGUUCCUGGAGACCAUGCAAGGCAGCUCCGUGUCACUCACCUGUGCUGCGCAUGGCAACCCCCAACCAACUGUGACCUGGCAAAAAGAAGACGCCCCUGUCAAAAAACAAGACAAUGUGAAGGUGCUCAAUGGCACCUUGUCUUUAGCGACGGUGACCAGGGAAUCGGCAGGAAUGUACAAAUGCCACGUCUCAAACUCGGAAGGGAAUCUGUCUCACUCCACACAGCUUUUGAUCAAAGGCCCACCAAUUAUCACCAUUCCACCAGACGAUGUCACACUCAACAUGUCCCAGGAUGGCAUUCUGCAGUGCCAAGCUGAAGCCUAUCCCACCAACCUAACAUAUGUGUGGUGGAAGCAAGGAGAGAAUGUGUACCACAUUGAAUCUCUCAAAUCCCGUGUGAAGAUCCUCGUUGAUGGUACCCUCCUCAUACAUCGCCUUCUCCCUGAGGAUGCUGGGAACUAUACCUGUAUGCCCACCAAUGGGCUACUGACUCCACCCACUGCCUCAGCCUACCUCACUGUGAAGCACCCUGCUCAGGUGGUACGAAUGCCACGGGAGACCUACCUUCCCACGGGCAUGGGGGGCGUCAUCUCCUGUCCGGUGAGAGCUGAGCCCCCCAUGCUCUUUGUUAACUGGACCAAAGACGGGGACAACCUGGACCUGAAUAUGUUCCCAGGUUGGAUGGUGAACUCAGAGGGCUCUGUGUUCAUAGCAACAGCCAAUGAUGAUGCAGUGGGCAUGUACACCUGCACUGCCUAUAACAGUUAUGGAACGAUGGGCCAAUCGGAGCCCACCAAAGUGGUUCUGGAGGACCCCCCCUCGUUCCAGGUGUUCCCCCGCGCAGAGUACCUCCAGGAGGUGGGCCGAGACCUACUCAUCCCCUGCCAGGGCCGUGGAGACCCAUCUCCCAACAUCACCUGGAGCAAGGUCGGCCCCUUGCCUCGUUCUCCGUAUACUGUGAUGGCCAAUGGCUCCCUGGUGCUGCGGCCACUCAAGAAAGACCACCAGGGGGCAUGGGAGUGUCACGCCACCAACCGAGUGGCUACCGUCAGCACCAGCACUAUAGUCUUGGUACUGGGUACCAGUCCCCACACUGUUUCAUCUGUGUCAUUCGUCCCGGGGAUGAACCAGGCCAAUGUGUCCUGGGAGCCUGGCUUUGACGGGGGGUACACCCAAAAAUUCAGUGUUUGGCUGAAGCAGGCUUCCAGGGGAAAACAUGAGUGGACAUCCCUGCCUGUACCUACCUCCAACUCCCACCUGCUGGUGACUGGACUGCUGCCGGCAACCAGCUACCAGAUCAGCAUCUUACCCCAGAACAAACUGGGCUCAGGACCCUUCAGUGAAAUCAUUACAAUAAGAACGCUGGAUCCACCUGUGCUUGUAACGACAAUACCGAAACUGGCCCCACCGACAUCGCUGUCUGCCAAUAGGAGCUCAGAGGGGAUCGUGCUGUCAUGGGAACUGCCCCUGUCUACGUCUCUGCCCAUUACUGCCUUUGUGCUCCAAGCUCGGCGUGAAAGAGAGGAGUGGUCAAUUCUCAAUGGGGCCAUUGGUGCCAAUAAAACUGAGAUACUGGUGGAAGGAUUACUCAAGGACUCUGAUUACGAACUGAGGAUUCUGUCUCGCAGAAAUAAGCUGGUCAGUGAGCCCAGUGAGUCAGUCAACAUCUCCACUGCAGGCAUGGAAGUAUAUCCAGCCAGAACAAGCGUCUUGGAGUUUGUCCCUGAACCGUUAUUGGCUGGUGUGGUGGGCGGAGUUUGCUUCCUAUUUGUGGCCAUCAUCCUCUCUCUGUUGACGGCUUGUGUCAUGAGCCACAGGAGGGACCGCCGGCGCAGGAAAAGGAGGGAUGAUCUCCCCACUGCCCUGCAGAAGAGCCCAUCUACGGAAGCUGGCUCGCCUUCUGACAGCCCCGACAGUGUCCUGAAACUGAAGCUUUGCCCACCGCUGUCCUUCUUUCCCAACUCCUCAUCCUCCCAGUCAGACCGCUCCUCCUUCGACAAGGCCAGCCGCAGUGAAUACCAGGACCAGCGGCGACAGCUCCUGUCCAGCUCCUCACCCCCACCCCACUACACCCUCUUUGAGAGCCACCUUGGGGGCACAUCCUCUCCCACCUCUGCCUUGGAGUCCAUCUCCCGAGGGCCUGAUGGGCGCUUCAUUGUCCAGCCUUACAAUGAGGACUCUACCCCCAGCCACAUCAAGAAAAGCUUAAAGAAGGAUUUCCCACAGCGUUCAGCAGGGGGAGACAGUAGCACAAAUAGCAGCAGAAUGUCUUACAGGGGCUCUCCAAAAUCGGAUUCCAUAGACUCUCAGAGUGCAGAGAAGAAGAAUCCCUCUCCAGCGCCCACAGUAGAUCUCCCUGGCUCCAGCAAAAUCUCACAUUCUCCUGGCCGGGUCAAGGCGAUGGCCAGGAACUUCUCCCGUCAUGGCUGCUUCUACUCAGAUGAUGAGCAAGGCUGCUCUCAGGCUCUGCUCGAGAGGGCCAGCUUCUACUCUGACAGCAGUGAAAAGAGGGACUAUGACCCCUUGAAGAAGUAUUGCAUGUCUGUCCACCCAGAUGGCAUGUUCCCCAGCCUUACCAGGAAAGCAAGGGAGGUUGAAAGAGAGAGGCUGUGCCCCACCAUAGAGAGCGAGAGCCAGCUGACCAACACCAGCACCCUGGUGUCCCAGAUGGAACAUGAGCGUGAGAAGGACAACUUGAGCAAGUGCCUGCAGCUGGCACGGGAGCGGGAAGAAAUGGAGAGGGAGCUGGAGCGAUAUACUUCAAGCCAGAGGGAAGCAGAUACAACUGGAAGUAGGAGGGAGUGGAGGGCAGAGGAGUCCAUUUGGAAACCACAAGAUGUCACCCUUCGUCAAAAACCACAUCAUAUCAGUGGUCAGGCUCAGCAGAUGUCUAACUACAGGAGAGGCUGCUAUUUUGGAAACACCAGCAGUCCCAUGGGAAGGACUUCCUCCUCCUCCUACAUCCAUUGGGAUAUUAGCCCCGUCACCUCUGUCACCAGCUUGGUCCCCAUGCAGAGCCCCCUGGAAAAUAUCACACUGAGGUCACAGCAGCCAUGCUCACCUCCUGCAGGUGCAGCCACGAGGGACUCAGUGAUUAUGGACUGUUCCCGUUCCCCUACCAGGCCCCUUAUGGCGAGGAUCAGCCACCUUUCAACCACAGAGUACCAGAAGCCUAGAGAGUCCUCCCCGUCCAGAGAGGUUCUCAGGUACUCCACCUUGUCUCACCCCUUUACCUCCACCUAUGGAACCCCUAAGGCACCAAGAGACCUCCGCUUCCAAACGGCGACAAUCUUCAGAUCCUCGACGACAGGCUACUGCCUUCCCCGAUUCUUCCAGGUGGCCUGUCACUUACCAGGAGGCUCUAAGGUCUGUGCAGCACAAGCCAGCCCCCCGUGGCCCCUCCCAGUUCCAGAUUCACCCCAGACAAUUGAUGAGGGGGGAGUACCCAAGACCUCUCGAAUCCAAGCAGGGCCCACAACGGGCCUUUUUACCCCGGGGCUACAGUUGGCCCUCACCCUACCACUCCCCAUUCCCCCUACGGGAGCCGGAGGGUGA
Molecule: messenger RNA, 4191 nt
Organism: Conger conger (European conger)
Lineage: Eukaryota; Metazoa; Chordata; Actinopteri; Anguilliformes; Congridae
Gene: igsf9b
Product: immunoglobulin superfamily, member 9b
Exons: 20
Coding region: 1-4191 (1396 amino acids)
Biological process (GO): cell-cell adhesion
Molecular function (GO): protein binding
Source: RefSeq, a predicted model, not a curated record